This is a messenger RNA of Zingiber officinale, 2848 nucleotides long. RefSeq names its product putative chloride channel-like protein CLC-g. Bases 85 to 2427 code for a protein of 780 amino acids. The transcript has 7 exons. Gene Ontology annotation, biological process: transmembrane transport; chloride transport. The record is from RefSeq and is a predicted model, not a curated record. Gene Ontology annotation, molecular function: voltage-gated chloride channel activity. NCBI's taxonomy places the organism in Eukaryota, Viridiplantae, Streptophyta, Magnoliopsida, Zingiberales, Zingiberaceae. Gene Ontology annotation, cellular component: plant-type vacuole membrane; intracellular membrane-bounded organelle.
CGAGCAGUCAACGGCCGCAGUUCCCUCUUCCUUUCCUCUUCUUUGAAUUUAUAUAAAGCAAAAAAAGAAGGGUAGAGUAAGCAAAUGCGAGUGUGCGCCGCGGAGCAGUUACCGAUGGAAGCGGAAGAGCUCGUUAACGGCGACGGCGACGGCGACGACCUUGAGACUGCUCUUCUCUCCGUCGAUUCGCAGCUGGAGGAACACCACCACCCCCGCAGCAUUCGCCGCUUCGCCUCUAACACCACCUCGCAGCUCGCCAUUAUCGGCUCCAACCUCUGUCCCAUCGAAAGCCUCGACUACGAGUUGAUCGAGAAUGACUUCCUGAAGCAGGACUGGCGCAGCAGGGGGGCGGCGCGCAUCGUGCAGUACGUCAUCCUAAAGUGGACUCUCUGCUUCCUCGUCGGUGCUCUCUCCGGCGCCGUCGGUUUUUUCAACAACCUCGCCAUCGAGAACAUCGCCGGCGUCAAGUUCGUGGUCACCUCCAAUAUGAUGCUCGACCGCAAGUAUUGGCGGGCUUUCGGUGUGUUUGUGGGGUCAAAUUUUCUCCUCGUCAUCUUUGCUUCGGCCAUCACAGCCUUCAUCUCGCCAGCGGCAGCCGGAUCUGGGAUUCCGGAAGUGAAGGCCUAUCUGAAUGGCGUUGAUGCUCCUCAGAUUUUCUCAUUGAAGACGCUAUGUGUCAAGGUAGCAGGUAGCAUUGCUGCGGUCUCCUCAUCUCUCUAUGUGGGCAAGGCUGGUCCCAUGGUGCACACGAGUGCUUGCAUUGCAUCCAUACUUGGACAGGGCGGGUCUCGGAAGUACAAGUUGACUUGCACAUGGUUGAGGUACUUUAAGAACGACAGAGACCGACGGGAUCUUGUCACCUGCGGAGCUGGUGCUGGUAUGGCUGCUGCUUUUCGCGCACCAGUUGGUGGUGUUUUGUUCGCGCUGGAAUGUGUAUCAUCAUGGUGGCGAAGUGCACUGCUAUGGAGAGCCUUCUUCACUACAGCAGUCGUUGCGGUUGUGCUCAGGGUGCUAAUCAAUAUUUGUAGAAGCGGAAAAUGUGGGUUAUUUGGGAAGGGUGGCCUUAUCAUGUUUGAUGUCACUUCAGAGGAUGUCCCUUAUCACCUAGUCGACUUAACUCUGGUCGUCAUUCUAGGAGUAAUAGGAGGAAUCUUCGGAAGCCUGUACAAUUUCCUCCUCGACAAGGUUCUUAGAUUCUACACUCUUAUUCAUCAGAAAGGCCAUGUCUACAAAUUUCUUCUAGCUGCUUCAGUUUCCAUAUUCACCUCAUGCUGCCUAUUUGGAUUACCUUGGCUCGCAUCUUGUAAGCCUUGCCCGGCUGGAUUAGCAGAAGCUUGUCCAUCAAUAGGCAGGUCUGGAAAUUUCAAGAAGUUUCAGUGUGCUCCCGGCCAUUACAAUGAUUUAGCUAGUUUAUUUUUCAACACAAACGAUGAUGCGAUAAGAAACCUCUACAGUCUCAACACCGACACUGUGUUCCAGAAAUCUUCGGUCUUUCUAUUCCUCGUGACAACUUAUUUUCUUAGCAUCAUCAGCUAUGGCUUGGCACUUCCCUCCGGGCUUUUCGUGCCUGUUAUUUUGUCCGGUGCAACUUUAGGACGUCUUACCGGUAUGCUCAUGGGCUCACAUGCAACUCUUAACAAUGGUCUCUUUGCGGUCAUUGGCUCAGCUUCCCUUCUUAGUGGUACAAUGAGAAUGACUGUUUCGGUCUGUGUAAUUAUGCUAGAACUAACCAACAAUCUCCUACUUCUUCCUCUGCUCAUGCUGGUUUCACUGAUAUCGAAGACCGUAGCUGAUGCUUUCACUGCCAACAUCUACGACCUGAUCGUGAAGUUGAAGGGUCUGCCUUACCUUGAAUCACAUGCCGAGCCAUAUAUGAGGCAGCUCACGGUCGGUGAUGUGGUUGGAGGCCCUUUGCAAGUAUUCAACAGUGUCGAAAAAGUCGGCAACAUAGUUCAUGUGCUCAAGGCCACUGGUCAUCAUGGCUUCCCUGUGGUAGAUGAGCCUCCCAUUUCUGAUUCACCUGUACUUCUCGGCCUCAUUCUCCGUUCGCAUUUACUCGUUCUGUUGAAGAAGAAGCAGUUUGUUCAUACUCGAGCAAUUUCGAGUAUUGACACUACAAAAGAGUUCUCAGCUGAUGAUUUCGCUAAGCGUGGUUCUGGUAAAAAUGAGCUCAUCGAUGCCAUUGAGCUGACUGCUGAAGAGAUGAAUAUGUAUGUUGAUUUGCAUCAGUUCACGAAUACUUCACCUUAUACUGUUGUCGAGACGAUGUCGUUGGCGAAAGCUCUCAUACUUGUCCGCGAAGUCGGCCUGAGGCAUCUCUUGGUUAUUCCGAAGUCCACUUCGGUACGAAAUGCGUCUCACUUAAACUCUCUUUGCCUCUGCCUAUUUCUAUGGGAUGCCUAUCGUUGGCAUAUUGACAAGGCAUGAUUUUAUGCCGGAGCAUAUACUUGGGCUGCAUCCUUGUAUACUAAAGAACAAAUGGAAAAAACUACGGUUUGGGAGAUUAAGCAUGGUGAAAUUUUUUAAUGAUCUUCGUGAUUGGUUCAAGAAAUGACAGCUAAAAUCCUCCCGUGGAAGUGAACUAUCGGUGUGUUUUGAUCCAGAAUACUAAGCCUCUGUUUGGAUGGAGUGGAGCAAGGUUCAUUAAUGUAAGGGGAAGGGAGGGAAAGGAAAGGGAAGGAAGGAGAAAGUAAUAUAUCUAUCUUAUCCUUGUUUGGAAGGGAGGGAAAGUUCAUUUGAGAGUAAAGGGAUGGAAAUGAUGAUUAAAUAUAUAAAUUUACAAAAAUAUCUUCUUAUUUUUUUAAUAAAUCUGCAUGUGAAAAAAUAAAAAAGGAUAAAAUUAAAAUAA